Messenger RNA from Sphenostylis stenocarpa, 501 nucleotides. The record is from the annotation of a GenBank genome assembly. NCBI's taxonomy places the organism in Eukaryota, Viridiplantae, Streptophyta, Magnoliopsida, Fabales, Fabaceae.
AUGGCCGGCGGGGGGUUCGCCGUUGAUGCUUCUUCACCGAGUGCCUUGAACGGCAGGAUUACACUCUCCGUUGUCAUCACUUGCAUCGUUGCUGCGUCCAGUGGUCUAAUUUUUGGAUACGACAUUGGAAUCACAGGAGGUGUUACUACGAUGAAACCAUUUCUUGAAAAAUUCUUUCCAUCCAUAUUGAGAAAGUCUACCAGAGCGGAAAGAAACGUGUAUUGUGUGUAUGACAAUCAGUUGUUGACAUUAUUUACGUCCUCCCUUCAUCUGGCGGGACUAGCAUCGUCUCUCAUGGCCAGUCGUGUCACGAUGGCGUUGGGUCGGAGAAACACCAUGAUCUUCGGUGGUUGCAUUUUUUUUGCCGGUGGUGCCAUUAACGGUGCUGCGGAAAAUAUCGCUAUGCUCAUCUUUGGUCGAAUCUUACUUGGCAUUGGAGUCGGUUUCACUAAUCAAGUUCCGUUUUGCCCUCGCGAUCAAGCAUCGAGGUUUUCUUUGUAA